This is a messenger RNA of Pygocentrus nattereri (red-bellied piranha), 4141 nucleotides long. It is a transcript of the gene mcoln1b, whose product is annotated as mucolipin 1b. Lineage: Eukaryota; Metazoa; Chordata; Actinopteri; Characiformes; Serrasalmidae. The transcript has 14 exons. The record is from RefSeq and is a predicted model, not a curated record. Gene Ontology annotation, molecular function: NAADP-sensitive calcium-release channel activity. The coding region runs from base 139 to 1857 and encodes 572 amino acids. Gene Ontology annotation, cellular component: plasma membrane; lysosomal membrane.
CUGAGUUCACGGAGUCACGUGGACGCUGUCACGUGACCCUGCAGGACGCGUUGUGUGUUUACUGUGUUUUCUAUUCUGCUCUUUUGACAUCUCCGGUAUUAUGACACUGAAGUUAAGACAAGAACGGCAGGCAUCGGUAUGGCGAGCUCUCUGUCUAAAAAUCACCGAGAAGAGGACGCAGAAAAGGACAAGUUACUGACUUCUGUAACUGACCACAAUGCCAGCGGCCUCAACGACAGGACUCAUGGCAGCCAUCCUUCAUUGGAUGUCAUUGGCUCAUCGUCAUGGAAACAGGUGGAUGAGGAAGAGGAAGAGGCUCUGUGCAGAAAGCUGAAAUACUUCUUUAUGAGCCCAUGUGACAAGUACCAUGCCAAGGGCCGCAAACCCUACAAGCUGGUGUUGCAGCUGCUGAAGAUCGUCAUAGUAACAGUGCAGCUGGUGUUGUUUGGUUUGAGUAAUCAGAUGGUGGUGAUGUUUAAGGAUGAGAACACAGACUCCUUUAGGCAUCUCUUUCUGAAAGACUACAAGGACGACUCUGAUGGACUGGCUGUCCACACUCAGAGCGGAGUGUAUGAACACAUCAGCUAUAGCAUAGAGCAGUAUCUAGGUCUCACUAAGAACUCCGUCAGCAGGUAUGCAUAUGUGCUGGGUUCAGGAGUAAAUGGUAGCGCUCUUUCUCUGUGCCAGCGCUACUACAAGAAGGGCAGCAUUGACCCGGUGAAUGACACCUUUAAUAUCGACCCUCGCAUUAUAACUGACUGUAUAGGAGUGGAUCCCCCUACAGACCCUUCAGUUCCAAUCCCUGAAGACUAUAAGAACUUCACACUCAAAUUCCACAAGCUGAUAAAUGUAACCAUCAAAUUCAAGCUAAAGGCCAUUAAUAUCCAGAGUAUCAUCAACAACGAGAUUCCUGACUGCUACACCUUUUCUGUUACCAUCCUCUUUGAUAACAGAGCCCACAGUGGGAAAGUGAAGAUCAGUUUACGUAACAAGGCCGUCAUUAGAGAAUGCCGUGCAACCAGUGUGUCUGGACACAAAGAGAACUACUGGCGGGUGGCGUUUGAUGUCUUGGUGGCAAUAGUAUGUGGUCUCUCUCUGGCCCUGUGUGGACGCUCCAUACUCAGAGGAAUCGCCCUGCAGCAUGAGUUUGUACGGUUCUUCAGGGAGUCUCUGGGUCGUCAGGUGUGUUGGGCGGACCGGCUGGAGUUCAUUAACGGCUGGUAUCUACUCCUCAUCAUCAGCGACAUACUGACCAUCGUUGCUUCCUUCAUCAAGAUUGGCAUUGAGACCAAGAACCUGGCGUCCUAUGAUGUGUGUGGGAUUCUGAUGGGCACUUCAACUCUGCUGGUGUGGGUGGGAGUCAUCCGCUACCUCACCUUCUUCCAGAAGUACAAUAUCCUGAUAGUGACUCUGAGAGCAGCAUUCCCUAACGUGAUACGCUUCUGCUGCUGCGCCGCUGCCAUCUAUAUGGGCUACGUCUUCUGCGGCUGGAUCGUGCUGGGACCCUACCAUGCUAAAUUCCGCUCUCUGUCCACGGUGUCGGAGUGUCUGUUCUCUCUAAUAAACGGAGAUGACAUGUUUGCCACGUUCUCGGAAGUGGAGCGCAGUGGGGCGCUGGUGUGGCUUUUCAGUCAGCUCUACCUCUACACUUUCAUCUCUCUCUUCAUCUACAUGGUGCUGUCACUCUUCAUUGCCCUCAUCACCGGGGCCUACGACACCAUCACACAACAAGCCCAGGAGUCACCACAGGUGUCAGAUCUGCAUCAGUUCAUUGCGCAGUGCACAGACACGCCCACUUCAGGAAAGUUUCACAGCCCAGAGAACACAUCCUGCUCUCCCUUCUGCUGCUUCAACUAGCGAGGAAAGAGUGUGUGCCUGCGUGUGUGUUUGUGUGUGUGCAUGCGUGAGAGAGAGAGAGUAUGUAUGUAAGUUUGUGCUGUUAGGGUUUGUCUUGUCUUUGUAAAGGUGUGUAAAGCAGAGAGGGUCAUUCAGCCGCCUGUUAGAGCUCGUGUAAAUGUUUUACUUGUUUCUCAUGGAUUUCAGGACUGGUUGAGUUUUGCCUCGUCUUCACUUAAACUGUGUGAAACAGUGCCUCCUAGUGGCAGUGACAGUUACCUCUGCGCUCUUGUCAUCGUUGGUAUUCAUUCGGGGCAUUUAGGGACGUUUAUUUUAUAUAAUAUUUGCUUAAUUUUUUUUACUUUUGGUUCUUUAUUAUUUUUAAUUAAUUUAUUUAUGAAGUGAAUGUGCUGAGCACUAUUUGCACAAUUACAUUUUUAUUCUUGUAUUUGUUUUAUGUUGGUGUUGGUAAAUGAAGUAGUCACACAGUGUGUGUCUGACAGCUAAAUUACAAUGCAAGGCUAAAUUAUGUUGCUGUAUAUCAGCAGAGGGAUUUACUAUCACUGCAAAUCAAUGAAUGUCUGAUCAAUAUAUAGUACUGUCAGAGUCAGAGACCACCGUUUUGUUUAUUUCCCCCACUGAGUACAAGUUACUCAGUUUCACUGUUAGGAAAAAAAGCAGGAAACAUUUAUUUAACAGUAAAUUCCACAAAAACCACUAAGUAUAGACACAAAAACUGUAAGUAUAAUGUCAUUUCUGUCAGUAAUUAAUUUGUCCACUCUCUAAUUUUGUGCACUCAACUGCCACUUUAACUUUUCCAUCCUUCCAGUCUUAAAACAAGCAGUUAUAGCUGUGUCCUCCACCAAAAGCUGUUCUUAAAGAACUCACUGACAUUAUGCUGCAGAGAAAUUGAGGCUGAGGCAGAGAAGUUACAGGACGUAGUAGACCACCAAAACUGUCCCCAUCAGAUAAACAGCACUUAAAGCUCUCAUCUUUGAGAGAGAGGAGAAAAUCAAGCUCCACUCUUACUUCAGAUCUGAAAGAUCCACAGGUGUUUCUGUCCAUCUUUUCACUGUGAGAAGACAACGGAGAAAAGGAGAAAGUGUGCGCCAGAACAUUAAAAAAAAGUGGACAACUGAGAUGGAGACAUCUGAGACAACUGUUGAUUAUUUGGAUCUUGAGACGCAGUAAAUGCAACCAUUGUCUAAGACUGAACUUUGGAGGUGUGAAAAACUGUCCCUGCAGAAAAGCACGUCUUCUGAAAAGAAGAGAAGCUGUAAUAAAGGUAGGAGGUAGUGGACACACUAAAUAAAUACAUAUAAUACAUUCAGACACAAUCAAAUAAAUGAAGGAUGGACUCUGACUUUUGCACAGUGCUGUAGUUUGUAAACAGGGCAUUCAUUUUCAGAUUACAGCAACCAAGCACACAAUUUCAGCUCAAGCUUCUUUCUGACCUUCAACUAAAUAUCACACACAAAUCUCCGGUAGCCUUCUUCACGUCUUUCUCUCCGCUCUGUUGCUUCUUGUCUUUCAUCUCCUCCCUUGCCUGGUGUGUGUGAAGGAAUAGCGUAGCCUGCAGCUUUACUGAAGCAUCAAUAUUUAUGGGAGCUCUUGUGGUGUCCAGGGAGCUGACCUUGUGUUUUUAAUGGAGUUGGAGCCGUUGGAGCUUCUUUUCUGACCGUGCUGGCCUUUCAUCCACACUGUCCCUGCAGAGAGAGAGGAAAGGAGGGUGGAGAGAAGGAAAGGGGGAGGGAUAGUGGGAGAGGAGGUAAGAGAGAAAAGGAGGGGGAAGAGAGAGCAAGAGACAGCAAGAGCAGUUAGCAGGGUUUAGUCCUUAAUUAUACUGUGGACAAAGUCUAUAUUUUAAGACUAUACUUUUAAUUAUUUUAGUUUAUACAAUGAAUAUUGAGAUAUUUGGAAAAAAAGAGAAACUAGUCGAAAAUGUAAUAAAACUUUUCCCAAAUGGAAAUUAUUAGCCACUUAACUGUGGAAAUUGUGCUUUUCUGAAUGAUGUGAAUGAAAUGCUGUCAAAUAGGGCAGCUUAAAGGGUAAUUCCAUCAAUUUUUUUUUUUUUUAGAAUUUCUGCAUAAUUCAGUCGUAGAGAUGUAAAUAGUCAUUCAGAGUGGUUUAAUAUGAAAUGAAUAAUUGUAGACAAACUAACUCAGAUAUCUUCAUAAUGGUGGAGAUGGGCACCAGGGAUCCUACAAUACAAAUGAAAAUAGUGCCAUUAUAUUUACUCUCAAAAAUGAACCCUCUGUUUUUGAGAUUUUAUAUGUAAUGUUGAUUAUGGUGAAAAAGUAGUAAA